Messenger RNA from Cetraspora pellucida, 330 nucleotides. The record is from the annotation of a GenBank genome assembly. NCBI's taxonomy places the organism in Eukaryota, Fungi, Glomeromycota, Glomeromycetes, Diversisporales, Gigasporaceae.
AUGCCUCCUAAAGGUGGAAAACAAAGACUUGGCUCAGAACAGAAUAAAGUUGCCUCGAUUGGUGCUAAAUCGUGCAAAUAUUGUGGGGCUUUAUUUGGGUCUUUUUAUCAUGCUGUGUUUGAGCAUGUCUUUAAAAAUAAGAUUUCACAAACUGUCAAUUCAGAAAGUUCUGAAACAGAAAUAAUUUCUUGGAAAUCAAGUAAAGAGGUACAAUGGUGUUUCAAAAAUUUGAACACUAUGAUCGAAGAAGAGAAUAAGACCUAUCAUCAAAUGGUCACUAAGAAAGUAUUUGGCCAACAACCUACAAAGAAUCAAUAUGCUGUAACCUAG